UCUGGCCUGAAGUCGUGUUCCGGCUGCUUUGAUUGGGUCGUUGGUGGCCACCUGGAAGGUGAGCGGCUGGGGACACCUGGUGGUCACUUGGUCCUUCCCAAUCCUAACCGAAGAGUGAGGGGCCGAAUAAGGACUUGUUCAACUUGCGCCUGGGAAGGGCUUGUUCCAUUUCUUAGGUCGGAGGGUUUUUGUCCCUUUUCUUGUGAAGUGGCAGAAGCCGGGGGUAACUUCGAGGUUAGGCAUGGGCCUGUUGGCCGCUGCGUUCUUCCUUUCUCCUUCCUGCUUCAGGAGCCAGUGCCUAACAGAGUCUUGACCUGCUAGAAGGGAGCAUGGAAGUUAGGUUGUCAAACAUCCGAAACGCAUGCUCCUCUGUCAUUCUCGAGGAAACAUUUGACUUGCGGGUUGUUUCCGAAAGUUGGGCUCCUUACAGGUGAUUUGAGAAAACCCAGUCGCAAUGGGAGUCCAGGGACUUUGGAAGCUGCUUGAAUGUUCGGGAAGACAGAUAAAUCCAGAAACGCUGGAAGGAAAAAUUCUUGCUGUUGAUAUUAGCAUUUGGUUGAAUCAGGCACUUAAAGGAGUCAGAGACAGACAUGGAAACUCAAUUGAAAAUGCCCAUCUUCUCACUUUGUUUCAUCGACUUUGCAAGCUGUUAUUUUUCAGAAUUCGUCCAAUUUUUGUUUUUGAUGGAGAAGCACCACUGUUGAAGAAACAGACUUUGGCUAAGAGAAGACAAAGAAAAGAUUUGGCAUCCUCUGACUCCAAGAAAACUACAGAAAAACUUUUGAAGACAUUCUUAAAAAGACAAGCUAUCAAAACUGCUUUAAGAGGCAAAAGAGAUGAAGUACUUCCUAGUCUUACCCAAGUUCAAAGAGAAGAUGACAUAUAUGUUUUGCCUUCAUUACAAGAGGAGGAGAAAAAUAGCUCAGAAGAGGAAGAUGAAAAGGAAUGGCAAAUAAGAAUGAGUCAGAAACAAGCAUUACAGGAAGAGUUCUUUCGUAAUCCUCAUGCCAUAGAUGUUGAGUCAGAAGACUUCAGUUGUCUACCACCAGAAAUAAAGCAUGAAAUCCUGACUGAUAUGAAGGAAUUUACUAAGCGAAGAAGAACAUUGUUUGAAGCAAUGCCUGAGGAGUCCAAUGAUUUUUCAGCGUAUCAACUCAAGGGCUUGCUUAAAAAAAACAACUUGAACCGACACAUAGAAAAUGUACAAAAAGAGAUGAAUCAACAGCAUUCAGGCGAGAUCCAAAGACAAUAUGAAAAUGAUGGGGGUUUUAUGAAGGUUGUGGAAUCAAGGAAAGUAAUUUCUGAGGAUACUUCUCAUUACAUCUUGAUAAAAGGCAGUCAAGCUAAGAAAGCUGAAGAAAUGGAUACUAAAUCAGUUCUUCCUUCUUCUAGUAAAAUGUGUGGCCCGCAUCCAUUUGAUGCAAAGUCAUUGUCAUCAUUUGAGGAACUGAAAACAGAGAAAGACACUUACACUGAUGCAGCAGCCCCUCCUUCUCCAAGGACUCUAUUAGCUAUCCAGGCCGCCAUGACAGAAAGUAGCUCAGAAGAAGAGCUGGAGAAUGAAAAUGAAAAGCAGUUCAGUAUGAAGAAAACACAUACCUCUACUACAGUCGAUGAAGGCUCUUUAUCACCUAGAACUCUAUUAGCAAUUCAAGGAGUUCUUGAUGAUGAUGAUGAUGAUGACGUGAAAAAUGAUAGGAAAAACUCUCAGAAUGGAGUGUCAGAAGUUAAAGAGAUUCUUAUAAAUAGGUCCAAAGAGGAAGACGAGUUCCUUAAAGUUAGAGAAAACAAAGGAAUACAAUUGGCAACAGUGUCUCAUUCAGAAAAUAUGAUACUUGCACAAGGAGAUGAAUGCAGCAUUAAGAAUGAACACACAUCUGUACCUGAAACUCAUUCAUCAAAUAUUGUCCUUUUGGGAAAGGAUGAAUCUGUUGUUAUAGAAGAACCCUCAUCACUAAGUCAUUCAGCAAAUGCAGUCUUUAGGCCAAGUGUUAAAUCUGUUUUUAAGGAUGAAAAAGAACUAGUUCUUACAACUCAUUCAGAUAGCACAGUUAAUAUAGAUAUUGGUAAAUCUGGGGUUGAGGAUAGAAAAGACCCCAAAGUGACAACUCAAUUGACAAGUAUAGUUUUUAUAUCUGAGGAUAAAGAAAAUCCCAUGAUUCCUGAAUUAGAAAAGGAUAUUUUCAUAUCCCCAAAUAAGUGUGAUUCUUCUGUUUUGGUUGUUUCAACUGAUAAGGAAAUACAGGAUAAAAAAAAUCAACGUUCUGAAAUUGAAACUAACUCUUUCCAAGAAGUGAAUGUCUUAGAAUCAGUAAAUGCCCCUUUGAUCGCAGGUAGUCAUCUUUCUAUGGCAAAAACUGUAGCAAGCUGUAAGCACAGUGAGCAUGAGAAUUCACAGAAAACUCUACAAGAUAGUGAAAAGAAUGAAUCUUUAGCUCAGGAUUUAAUUUCAGCAACACCAGAGACUGUGGCAUUAACAAAAAUGGACUCGGAAGAGAGUGAAUCUGAUGGUGGUUUCAUUGAAGUAGGCGAUGAAAGUAGUAGUGAUGAACUUCAGGCUGACUUACACGAAGUAUUCAAACCUCUCACUGAGCAUGGGGAAGAGUCCGUUACUGAAGAGGAGACUACAGACACUGAGAGAAAAGGAGCUAUUGGGGCCACUGAAAACCUCCUAAGAGACUCUCUGGAAAGUGUGGAGUCAGCAGAGCAGCCAGAGGAAGAGAUUGAAAAAGAAACAGAUGACAUGAUCAAUGAAUGGCAAGAUAUUAAUUUGGAGGAACUGGAAGCUCUGGAGAACAAUCUUUUAGUUGAACAGAAUUCACUGAGAGCUCAAAAACAGCAACAGGAACGGAUUGCUGCAACUGUAACGGGCCAGAUGUUCUUGGAAAGUCAGGAACUUUUACGAUUAUUUGGCAUUCCUUACAUUGAGGCUCCUAUGGAGGCAGAAGCUCAGUGCGCCAUUUUGGACUUGACUGAUCAGACAUCUGGAACAAUCACUGAUGAUAGUGAUAUCUGGCUUUUUGGAGCACGGCAUGUGUAUAAAAACUUCUUUAGUAAAGACAAGUUUGUAGAAUAUUACCAGUAUGUAGACUUUCACAACCAACUAGGAUUAGACCGGAGCAAACUGAUUAAUUUGGCCUAUUUGCUUGGAAGUGAUUACACAGAAGGGAUACCAACUGUUGGCUGUGUGACGGCCAUGGAAAUUCUCAAUGAAUUUCCUGGACGUGGCUUGGAGCCUCUCUUAAAAUUUUCAGAAUGGUGGAAUGAAGCUCAAAAGACUAAGAAAAUAGGACCCAAUCCCCGUGACACCAAGGUGAAAAAGAAAUUGCGACAAUUGCAACUUUCUCCUGGUUUCCCUAACCCAGCUGUUGCAGAAGCUUACCUGAAACCUGUGGUGGAUGACUCAAAAGGAGCAUUCUUAUGGGGAAAACCAGAUCUUGAAAAAAUUAGAGAGUUUUGUCAGCGUUAUUUUGGCUGGAACAGAACAAAGACAGAUGAAUCUUUAUUACCUGUACUAAAACAGCUGAAUGCACAUCAGACACAGCUCCACAUUGAUUCUUUCUUUAGGCUGAUACAACAUGAGAAACAACAUGUUAAAGGAAUUAAGAGUCAGAGACUCAACAGAGCUGUGACAUGUAUGCUCAGGAAAGAAAAGGAAGAAGAAGCUGGUGAAAUAGAAGCAGCUACUGCUGCCAUGGAGAGAGAAUUUAAAUCAUUUGAAAAAACAGAGGACAAAAAUGGGAAGAAAAACAUAGAAAAUAAAUUGGAAAAACCUCAAAAUUUAAAAAGAAAAGUGCUUUCCAGUGCCAAUCAGGAGAAUAAAUGUGGUGGAGGUGGCUUUGUUGGGGAAGCCUAUUUCUCAGAAUCAUUUGAAGUAUCUUUAGGAGAAGAUUCUGAAAGUACAUCUUCAAACAAGGUCAAGAGGGGAAAACCUGCCAAGCAGUCAAAUACUGUCUCUUCAGGUUUUCAGGAGAUAACACAACAUAAUCCUGAGAAGAAUGAAGAAGGGACUAGCAGCUCCAGUGAUGAAGAUGGAAAAGGGACACAAAUUGUUAUGGUGACUGCUAGAUCUGUGUUUGAGAAGAAAAAAAAAGGGAGACAAAGAAAUGUGAGGGGCAAGAAAAGGAAAACAUAACUUACCUAUCUUACUGUUUGUAGCUGUGAAAACCACACUGGGGAUAGAUAAGGGGCUGGUCUCAGGUUCAGGAUGACCUGCCUGGAUUCCAGUCCUGUCUCUGGUACAUAUUGACUGUGUGACUCUAGGCAAGUCAUUGAACUUCUUGGAGUCCCAGGCAACUAUUGAACACGCAGUUUUAGAAUAAUUGCUGGUCUGCGUUGGUAGAAGAAUCUUCUUUACCAAAAGCUACUUGUAAUGCUCAUGAAAUCACAGGUCUGGAUCUAGUUAGGUAUAUCUGUAUUUAUGAAGAGAGAAAUCAGGUAUAAUAAAAUUUUCUAAUGAAUUUGUUACAGAGAGAAAAUAAAAUCCAACA
This is a messenger RNA of Vombatus ursinus (common wombat), 4490 nucleotides long. Its product is annotated as DNA repair protein complementing XP-G cells-like. The transcript has 15 exons. Gene Ontology annotation, biological process: nucleotide-excision repair. Gene Ontology annotation, cellular component: nucleus. Gene Ontology annotation, molecular function: DNA endonuclease activity; single-stranded DNA binding. The coding region runs from base 455 to 4135 and encodes 1226 amino acids. The record is from RefSeq and is a predicted model, not a curated record. Lineage: Eukaryota; Metazoa; Chordata; Mammalia; Diprotodontia; Vombatidae.